AUGUUGAACUUCUCAGGACAAGCCAAGCGUCGAAACGUCAAUUUGGGUAGUAGGGCAACAAGAUCGAAACAAGACCUUUUGAAUGAUGCCAGAAAGGAGCGAGAAAGGCGAGCCCUAGCAAAGAAAGAUGAAGAGAGUGCAUUAGUGAUUCAGAAGACUAUUCGAAGAUGCACCAGCAAUAAAAACGUUUUCAAACAUCUUACACAAAAUAUGACAAGUCAAAAGGCAACACAGCUAAUAAUAGCAUAUCCGGUGGCGCUCUUCCAGUAUUUACCCGAAUCGGAGCUUAUUAGGGCUUUAGAGAUAAUGGUCAACGAUGGCCGAUCAGUAGUUAACCUAAGGUUAACCCGACUAGUUGAAGCUUUAGGUACGCACAAGUGCUCUCUAGAACUUUUGGCAAGUAUCUGGGCUAAGUUCACCACUGAAACUUCACCACGACCUGAGUUUGUACCUGCCGUUGUAAAAUUCCUGACUGAAGCAUCUUACACAAUUCCCAAGGAGGCCAUUAUCAAGCUCGUUGAGCUAAUAGAGCAGCUUCGCAUCCCAGAUACCGAUUCGAUAUCUGAAUUGUUCGGGAUUUCUGUCGAAGCGGCACAGAACGCAAGCAACCCAAGGUGCUUUUUGCGCGCGUUAGGAACUAUGUGUUCCCCUCAAAAUAUUAAUAAUAAGGAUGCUGGCCGGGAUUUGAUAGAGAACCUUGCAUACUUGUUUGGUAUUCUAGGGACUGCACAGAGGUCAAUAUACAGUCAUGUCAUUCUGAGGUGUUUGACGCAUGUUGAUCAAGGAUGUUUAAGGGAUACCCUCUACUUCAAGGAGCUCUACACGCGAGCCUUCGUAGAUACGAUAAUGCCCACCCAACUCGGUCACGUCCUUGAAGAGCUCUCAGUCUUUGUCAGCCAUGCCCCGAACGUGGACUAUAAAAAUAAUGUUUUGGUUAGUUUAGUAGCUAAACAAGAUUUCAUGAUGGAAGUACAUCAAGAGGUAUUCCAAAGGUCAUUGAGUGAACAUAGACAAAUUACAGGUGCAGCUCUACUUUUUGAGACGCUGAAUAUUUAUUUAUCAGUGGCCAGUGACUUAGAGGUUCUGCACAACAAGGACUCUUAUCCACUUCAGUAUCUGAAAGAAGCUACUGACUAUUUGAAACAGGUUUGCUUCCGAAGUCUUUGGAAUCUAAAUGAAUCUGGACAUGCACUUCCUGACUGUUACUUGAAUACUCUAAAGAAGAUUCACCUUCGCGACUCUAGGCUUCAUUUUUUUCCGAGAUCUGAAAAUUCAGAUUAUUGGAGUGUAACCGAUAAUGAAUUUGUGAAUGUCAAUAUCACAAAAUAUAUUGAAGAGUUCGAAUUAUUCUAUCGUGACCGUGUGGAUAAUCUUGACUUCAAAGACGAAGACACUGAAGACAUGGAACUUUUUGAGAAAAAAAGAUCGCUGCGGUACGAAUUUCUGUUUGAAGCUGAGAAAUCUUUUGUAAAGAGAGCGACGACACGACAAUUUAAGAAGUUGAAUAUCCUUUCCAGAGCGCCAUUUUUUAUACCUUUCCAACAGCGGGUGGAUUGGCUCUAUUUUCUAAUUUCGAUAGACCACAAGCGUCUUAAUAUUGAUCCCAAUGACUUAUCCGCAAUGUUUACGCCGUGGAGUUCGAAUUCGAUUUCGUCUAAGCAAACUGCCACGAUCUCUCGAGAGCACUUGUUAGAAGAUGCUUUCAAUGCGUAUAAUCCUAUUGGUGAAAGCUUCAAAUCAAAAUUAUCGGUUACAUUUGUGAAUCAGUUUGGUCCUGAGGCUGGGAUAGAUGGUGGUGGGAUUACAAAGGAAUUUUUAACCAGCGUUUCGGAUGAAGGAUUUAAGCAAGACCAGUAUCAUCUAUUCAAAGAAAACCAUGAUCAUGAGCUUUAUCCAUCUGACACACUUACUUCUGCGCAGCAUGUCAAAUAUCUAUGGUUUUUGGGCAAAGUUCUUGGCAAGUGUCUGUACGACCAUGUUUUGAUAGAUGUGAACUUUGCAGAUUUCUUCUUAAAGAAGUUACUGAAUGUAAACCAGUCUAAUUCGUCUUUUGACGAUCUUGCCAGUUUCGAUUCUGCCCUCUAUUCUAAUCUUGUGAAACUGCUUGGAAUGAGCGCUGAUGAAUUACAAAACUUGGGGUUGCGGUUUGAAAUUACCGACGAGGCCACUCUGCAAACCGUGGACCUUGUGCCAAACGGGUCCGAUAUAAUAGUUACAAAAUCCAAUACAUUGCAGUAUCUAUUUGCGGUAGCGGACUUCAAGUUAAAUCGGAAACUACGUUUGGGGACUCGAUCGUUUACAGGGGGUCUUUAUACCAUGAUUCCACCACAUUGGCUGGAGAUGUUCAAUUCUAUUGAAUUACAAAUGUUGAUCUCCGGUGGUGGAAAAGACAUUGAUCUCUCAGACCUACAUCGACACUCGGAGUACGGCGAUUUUUCUGAACAAGACCAGACCAUUCGUGAUUUUUGGACGAUUUUGGCAGAAUUCGAGCCUCAAGAUCGAUUUAAGUUUGUGAAAUUUGUCACUUCAGUACCCAGAGCUCCCUUACAGGGUUUUGGCUCUCUGAAUCCUCUUUUUGGAAUCCGUAAUGCUGGCCCAGACGCUUCACGACUUCCGACCGCAUCAACCUGCGUAAAUUUGCUCAAAUUGCCUGACUACAGGAAUCGCGAAGUGCUUAGAAAUAAACUACUAUACGCAAUCAAUGCAGAAGCCCGUUUCGACUUGUCUUAG
Messenger RNA from Lachancea nothofagi CBS 11611, 2730 nucleotides. The record is from the annotation of a GenBank genome assembly. Lineage: Eukaryota; Fungi; Ascomycota; Saccharomycetes; Saccharomycetales; Saccharomycetaceae.